AGAAGCACGAAGACAACCACGAAGAUGUGAUUUGAUGAAUUCAGUGACUUUUGCAAAAUCAGUUGGUGUUUAUUCGGAAAAGCAUCUCAAAUUCUUAUUCCGAUGCGGCGAUCAUCAUCGUCGACUCCCGCCUCUAAUUUAUCAUCGGUCCAGCGGCAGCAAAUCUUGCCCAUUAUAUAGAUUGGCCUGUAACUUUCUCAUUCCUUUUCGAUGAGUCGCGUUGAAACCUGCAGAAAAGCGGAAGAAAAAGCUGAUGACUGAUGACAAAUGUUGAUCCAUUAUCUCGAAAAUGAUGCGCAUCUCUGACGCAAUUGGCUCAACUCUUUUAACAUUCAGGUAGAUCCAAGUAGAUAACAAGUACAUAGUUUACAAAACUGCAUCAGUGGCAAGAGGGGCGCAAAUUAUAGAAAACUGAAUGGUUCCAGCAUGGCCGCCGCCGCGGCUCUACCCUCUGCUGCUGUUGGCUGCGGUGGCCACCUUUGCGGCCGCCUGCAGAAUCUCCGAGUUCCAGUGCCGAAAUGGACGCUGCGUCCAACUGGACCGUUACUGCGACGCGCACGACGACUGCGGCGACAAUAGCGACGAGCCAAAGUUUUGCACAGCGUGCAACCGGACGUACUACGGUGACGUGGGCAAGACGUACGAGCUGGAUCUGCAGAAGCCCCUGGAGAACCGGCUGCCCUUCCUCUGUCAUCUCACGUUCACCGCCAACGGACACAUUCACGGAGACCUCGUCCAGUUGAUUUUCGACGCGUUCCAAGUGGGUCGUUACGAGGCAACCUCUUUUGACGGCUGUCCCGAUGGCUCGAUGCAACUGUCCGAGCUGGGCCGCCCAUUCACCGGCGGCUCGUGGUGCGGCUCGUCGACGGCGCCCGGCGGCCAGAACAUCUACUAUAGCGAGACGAGCACCGUGACCCUGUCGAUCCGGCUGUACCCUGGGCACAGAUCUUCAACUUCGCCGUUCGAAUUCCGCCUGCGCUACAAAUUCAUCAGCCACGAAAACGCGGUGGUGCGUUUCGGGCCGCCAGGGUCGCCCCUGGAAAGGGGGACUCCAGUUCCCGGGACAUACUGCAGCCGGAACUACGAGGAGUGCGACCGGCGGCGCUGCAGGUUGCAGUCGCCCAACUACCCUGGCAUCUACCCGCGCAACGUCACGUGCUACCUGAGCGUGCGGCAGAAAAACCUGCCCAACUGCAAGCACGCCAUGAUCGCCGUCCGGCAGGAGGGAACGCACAAAAUGCACAUCAAGCGGCGCUCGAUCGACAACGCCACCAUGUUGGCGUCGCCGUCGUCCGUCAGCGGCGCGCUCAGGGCGUGGAAGGACUGCACCAGCGACAAGGACCACCUCAUCUUCUACGACGGCGCCUCCACCGACGACCCGGUGCUGGUCAAGUUCUGCGGCGGCGACUGGCUGCCCCCCAUCGUCACCCGCGGCCCCCAAAUGCUGGUGGCCUUCCACUCGUCGCCGUUCAGUGCACCGCUCAACGAGGCGCCCACCACGUCUCUCUCGCUCAAGGGCUUCGAACUGGACGUUGACGUCAUCUUUGUCGACUCGGACUCGUUCGACUACUCCAAACACAACUACAAGUGCGAGUUCUGGAUAAACGCAACCAAAAGUAUUCUACCUGAAGAUGAUAUGGAGCCGUUCCAGGACAAGAUGGUGGAAUUUUCCAUCGCAGGCGAGGACAACGCCAAUGCCCAGCGCCGCCGAGAUUCUCGAAGUCUCCGCGGUGGCAUCCUCAACAGCCCCAGACACACUUUGUCGCCCAACACCACGUGCUCGUAUCACUUCGUGGGGCGGGUGGGCGACCGAGUGUGGAUCUCGUUCGAGUCCUACUGGCACCAAUCGCUGCUUCCCCCUCCAGGCGAGCAGAUGCCGCUUCCGCCUCCGUCCAAGGUGUCGCCCAAAGGGUUCAAACCGACCACGACCACCACCACCACAACGACCCCCGCACCCAAAAAGGGCAAAAAGAGCCAAUGUGCCUCUUGGCUCAAAAUCUGGGAGCCGGGCGUGCCGAAGCCGAUGGCCGAGCAUUGCGACACGUCGCCCAAACUGUGCGACCACGCCAUGUUGGCCAACUCGUCGCGCGUCACCCGCACCUGUGAUCCCCACGAAAGUUAUCUCUCCGUCGGGCAGAACCUAGAAAUGGAGCACAAAACCCUGCCAGGCACGGCUCUCUACCCUUCCAACUUCCGGCUCAAGUACGAAUUCGUCGACACCCGUCUCGCUGGCGAACUCUGGAAGGGCUCGGUGCCACCUGGCGAACACUCCAACAGGUGCACCAGGAUCCUGAGAACGCCCCCGAUGAAGUUCACCUCGCCCAAGAACGUUUUCCUCUUCGGCCGAGGCGGAAACACCAAUCUCUCCUGCGUUUUCCGCUUGGAGGCGCCACCUGGUCGGGCGGUCAAGGUCACCCUGAAGAGGACCUCCUUUGGGGAUGACUCCGUGAACAGAUGUGCCACCCGUCCUGACCCUUACAACAACCGACCCAGGUGCGUCAACAUCCAACCUGAACCUGACGGCCGAUGGGCCGAGUUGAGACUAAUCGAAGUUCCGUGGCGCGACGUGAGGGCGCCACAUGCCUGCGUGUGUGACAAUUCCAGCGUGGGCAUGGAAUACGAGACCUCCUCUCGCGUCCUGGAGCUGCAGUUCAUCAUCAAAGGAAUGGCCCCGAACGAGGACCACUCUGACUUCCACUUCGAGGCCCUUUUCGACACGGUCUCCACCGGUGGUCAGGACUGCGCCAAAAACCGGCGGGGAAAGGCCACCGGGGGCGAGGUCAUCUUCCACGGGCCCCCCGCACCUCCCACCCUGGCCCCAGGAGGCCUGGAGCCGACCAGGGCGCCGCUGCUGAGGACCAAGUCGCGGGGGUGCGGCCACAUGCCGUGGUUGUUGGAGGCCGAGGAGAAGCACAGCCUGUUUGUCUUGACGUGGGGCACCCUGCUGCCGCUGGAGCCCUCGCAGGUCGUCGGAGCGGAUAAUGAGCUUUCCAAAUGCACCACGCAGAACCGCAUCCUCGUCUACACGGGCAGACCCGCAAGAUUGGUGCGCGUCGUGUGUCCCGUGGCGCCGCACUCGGCCCAGCACGCGCUGCACCUGUUCUCGAACGAGUGGUGGGGCGCCGAGAGCCUCAACCUGGCGUCCCUCCCUGAGCCGGUGCAGAUGGGCGGCGAGUACCUCGAGCCGUCGCGUCCGCCGCAGUUCCUGGUCGAGUUCGUGGGCCGCGAGCCGGGCACGCACGCCAUCCAGUGGCUGGACGUGUCCAAGUCGCGCUCGACCAGCGCCGCCCUCCUCCAACCCCCCUCCGACCCCUCCCUCAGCCCCUUCUUCUACUACUCGGCCGAGAACUCGAGCGACGCCGGGCCCGAGUGUCCCUUCCGGUGUCCGGAGCUUGACGCGUGCAUCAGCGGCGCGCUCUGGUGCGACGGCCACGCCAACUGUCCCAGCGGCUACGACGAGAACGACGAGAACUGCGAGGCCUACUCGAUGACCUGGGCCUACAUCUACAUGAUCGUCGGCCUGGCCGUGCUGUCCGUGGCGUGCGUGUCCUGCGCCAUCUGCGGCCUGCUGACGGCCAACAAACGGCGGCGCUACGAAAAGCGCCGCAAGAAAGAGGACACGGACUCGUCCUACAUGGGCACCAUCCGCAGCAUCAGGAGUCGCACCACCACCGAGGACUUCAUGUUCGACCCCUCCUGACAAAACGACCCGCGGCGAGCCCAGUCGGUCGAGUACAUCCGCGUCGAGCACGAAACCACCGUCUAGGACACGCGUCAGCCGCAAAGUUACAGUUUCGGGACACAUGUAUAAAUUUCUCCGGACAGAAACACCAAAGCUUAUUAAUCCUGCUCCCUCCUCGUCUCACACGUGUGACUUUGGUGCUCUCUGCGUGCAUGUUAUUGACUCUCUCGCGACGGAGAGACGAUUUUCUAUCUCAGCUCAAGAAACGGCGAAGGAGUGACACUUUUGUGGAAAUUGCCAGUGUUCCUCUCUCGCUUCAUUUCCCGCAUUUAUGCAGUUGAAGAAUUCGCGUCCCCUCACUCUCGAACCAACCUCACGUUUUAUGGGGAUACGGAUCAUGGGCAAUCGUUAAAUUUUGCAUUUUCUUCAUUACCUUUUUUAUUAUUUGCAUCUGCGACAACGAGCGCCGAAGGCACGUGGAAGAAAUUGUGAAGUUAAUCAUAAAUUUUAUUUUUUACUUGAUUAGACGGAGAGUGAAGAAAACGCUCUGCAUUUUUUAUCUCUUUGUGACUUUUCUUAUUUUGAAACACCGAUUUUUUAUUAAUUAAUUAAUUUUUUACAUUUUCAAUACAGAAAUUUAUCCAAUUAUCCUAACUCAAAACAAAUGCGGAACAGGGUAUGAAUUAGAAAUUAAUUGCAGUAUUUAAACAAAAUAUAAAACUCUUAAAUAAAUAAACGCCAAAUUUCGGCUUUCCUGCAAUUGAAUCUUUCCGAGCAAUUUCCUUAGCGUGCUCUCGGCGCUUUCGUGGAACGUCUCCUUUUGAUUACAAUUUACGAUGCAUUGCUGCAAAAUACGCUUCUCUUUUCGUGGAGAUAAGAAGUAUAAAUUACAUAAAUUUAAAGCCUCCUUGUGUACAGUUACUGUUCAAAAAAAGAAACCUAGCGAAAAGGAAAUGCCAAAUUAGUUGAUAAAUGUGCUGCAACAAAGCCUCACACACACGACCCUCCAAGUUAGACCAACUCUAGAUGGUAACUGAAGUGCACCAAUUUAUUUAGAGGUAGAGAGCGUUUCAAUAAAAAAGGACGACAAGCAAAAACGACACUCACUACAUUUUCUAAGAAAAAGCUCAAUUAAAAUACGAUUUAAAUACUGUUGUUCAAUAUACUAAAAAAAGAGAGAUGAAAUAUUUGCAUUAAACUGAACAAGUUAAAAAUUAUGUGUUGUAUAUUUAAAAGGACAAAAAGUUGUUUGUAUCAAAACACUGACCAAGGAAGGUGACGUGCGCAGAAAAUUAAUCGAAAAGCGUGAUUUUCCGUGAAAGAGACGCGCGCAUGUGUUGUUCAUUGGGUGUGGUUUAGGCAGUUUCGUUCUUUGUAAUGUCCUAUCGGGCGCCCUUUUCCAUUACACUUAAUUUACUUUGUGAAAGGAGAGAUACACACACAGAAAGCGCUUCUAAUUGAAUUAAACUCCUUUAAUCUGGCUUUAAUUUUUGCUAAUGGACACAAAAGCCGGUUUUAUGAGUGAAAGUAACACAAAAAGAAGAAAAUAAUUAUAUAUUAUAUAGACGAUGUAAAAGUGAUCGUACGAGAGUUUCACCUGGAUUUUAACUCGCGGGAAUCUGGCCCAUCGGCUGUACAUAAACGCAAUUAUACUUAAACUCGGUGCUCAUAGCUGAUAAUUAAACCCAUCAAAGAAUAAAGAAUUAACGAGGAAGGGAAAAAAUUUAAAGGUUUCGAAUGAAAGGUGUCUUUCAGUAAUUAUUUUGUAUUCUGUACUUUGAAAUUAUAGGAUAAAAUUCAUAAAAUUUCUUGACCAAAAUGAAUUGCAACUUUAUUGAGGGAGGUUCACAUUUUUUCUAGUUUUAGGGUGAAAUCGGGAAAGGAUGAGGUGUAAUUGGCAGUGAAAGGUUACCAUUUUGAUUUUCACAUAUGUUGUUGGGGUUGUUGAAAGGUAGCUUGUCCUAAAUUUUCAGCUUAAAAUAUGGUGCGCUUUUCCGGGAAAUCGGAUUUUUCCAAAAACAGAAAAUAUUGAAUAUCUUUGCUAAAAAUGAGAAUAUAUGAAUGCUCUCUUCACUACCAGACGUAACUUUUCACGCCCGACAACUUUGCUGUUGAUUAUUUUUGUGUAGGUCAAAGGUCAAGGUCACUAAUUAGCAAAUUUCACUUUCAAACGCAAUUUUCGCAAAGAAGCACACCUUGGAUUUUUUUCGUAAUAUACAAAAAAAUGUAGCCCUAAGUGUGUAGAACAAAAUACUCGAUUUUCAGAUUGGUAACUUUUUCUGUUUAAUUGAUAUUUUUAAUUGAAAAUAAAAAACAGUGAAAAAUCACUUUUCCGCAAACGAAAUUAAUUUUCAAACAGCGAUAAUUUUUUUUCUGCUAGAGAUACGGAAAAACAUGUUAGUACAAAAAGUGUUUCUAAUGACCUAACCUAUCGAACCACGUAUCGAUCAUGUAAGUCGAGUCACUUAAGGUCAUUGACCUCAGUGACCUGUGACCUUGAAAAAUGAUUUUGCAAAAUAUUAGUUCAUUAAAUAAUGAAAAAGAGUGCGCCUGUUUUGAAACGUUUCCAAUUUUUUGCAAUAUCGUUUUUCAAGGUCACAGGUCACUGAGGUCAAUGACCUUAAGUGACUCGACCUACAUGAUCGAUACAUGGUUCGAUAGGUUAGGUCAUUAGAAACACUUUUUGUACUAACAUGUUUUUCCGUAUCUCUAGCAGAAAAAAAAUUAUCGCUGUUUGAAAAUUAAUUUCGUUUGCGGAAAAGUGAUUUUUCACUGUUUUUUAUUUUCAAUUAAAAAUAUCAAUUAAACAGAAAAAGUUACCAAUCUGAAAAUCGAGUAUUUUGUUCUACACACUUAGGGCUACAUUUUUUUGUAUAUUACGAAAAAAAUCCAAGGUGUGCUUCUUUGCGAAAAUUGCGUUUGAAAGUGAAAUUUGCUAAUUAGUGACCUUGACCUUUGACCUACACAAAAAUAAUCAACAGCAAAGUUGUCGGGCGUGAAAAGUUACGUCUGGUAGUGAAGAGAGCAUUCAUAUAUUCUCAUUUUUAGCAAAGAUAUUCAAUAUUUUCUGUUUUUGGAAAAAUCCGAUUUCCCGGAAAAGCGCACCAUAUUUUAAGCUGAAAAUUUAGGACAAGCUACCUUUCAACAACCCCAACAACAUAUGUGAAAAUCAAAAUGGUAACUUUUCACUGCCAAUUACACCUCAUCCUUUCCCGAUUUCACCCUUUAACCAAAUAAAUGGUUUAAAUCAUAAUUAUUUACCUCUAAAUUGUUAAAAUAAGCAAUUUUACUCGUGGUUAAAAAAAACUAUUUUUUUUUGCAGAAAAUUAAUAUAAACUUCAUAAAUUAUUUUCAACAAAUUUAACAACAAUUAAAAAAUCUUAAUUAAUUGAUUGAUAGCGCCUUGAAACGAAACCUUGCAAUUUUCCACCUCGAUUACGAUUUCGAAAAAUCCAGAAUCCCUCUUGACACACAACUUUUGAGCCUGGCAAAAGAUCUGUCUAUCCUCCAAUCGUGCGUGCCAAAGAAAAUUCAUUUCCCAACAGGCGUUGUUGUGAGUGACGGAGACAAUUGAACGAUAGACUGAAUUUUAGAGGUACACACGUGCAAACCCUCUGUCUACCUAAAUUUAUAGUUUCUCAAGUUCUCUUUCUUAUUCGCGCCAUUUUUGCACGGCCUGCGAGACGAGAAGACAUAACACGGCAGCCGGCAAUUUAGCAGGGCAAACACAAGAAAGUCCCCCAGCCCCGGCUGCUGCAGCGCCGAGGCGAAUUUCAUUAUCUCAUGACUGAUGUUGUUAGCUCUUCAGGACGACGAGGUUUCGUGCAAAAGAGAGAGAGAGAGAGAGAGACACGAGGACGACUCAUUACUUACAAAAUAAAUAAAAGACGCUGCUGCGCUGCCAACGUACGAUUUUUACUUCUCGGAAACGCGCCGAGAAAAGUUAUUCACUCUCACAAACUUUUUUAAAAUCGGCGUCUCUCACCCGCAAGUAUAUAUAAUAUUAUUCUCGUAUAAGAAGAAGAAAGUUGCCAAUGAAGAUGAUAAAUUUAUUACACACUCACACACUCAAAAACUCACUAAUUGCAAUUAUUGUUGUUAUUAGACUGGUGUAAAAAGUCUCUAUUUUACGAAGAGACAUUUUAGGCUUGAAUUAUUUAAUUGAGAAAGUCCUGGGUAAUUUUUUUUAAGCUCAAAAAGUAUUUUUUAAUAAUACUUUUAUUCUACAAAAUUGAUGACAAUACUGAUUUUCUACGAAGUCGAAUUACUUUAAUAUGAAAAUAAUUUUUCUUUAAAAGACUUAAUUGAAGUUUGCUAUUGAAAUUUUAACCAUCAAUUAUAAAUCAGUAACGAUUGAAAAAUAAUUUUAAUUUUUAAAAUAGUUAAAAACACUUAAUUAAAAUUUUUUUUUCAUGAAAAUGACCAAAAGAUUCUGUUUUAAAUCUAUUUAUUUUGAAAAGAGGUAAAAUUUGGAGCAAAAAGAUUUUUUCACCAGUCUAUUUAUUAUUAUUAUUCAUUAUUAAUUAAAAAAAAAAAACGUAUGUAGUUUAAUGGCAGAGUUUAUAGCAACCCGGCUCCUGUUGAAUGAAAAUAUGUCAGGGUUUUAUGAGGUGCGAGUUUAUGUUGAUCUCUGUCAUCACCGCGAGUGUGUAAAUUCAAGUCAAGUGUAUAUGUAUAUCUCACACAGAUCAGCCGGAGGAGAACAUCAUCAGGCCAUUUGUACAUAA
Neocloeon triangulifer is the source of this 8409-nucleotide messenger RNA. RefSeq lists its product as uncharacterized. The transcript has 8 exons. The record is from RefSeq and is a predicted model, not a curated record. Gene Ontology annotation, cellular component: plasma membrane. Gene Ontology annotation, molecular function: protein binding. The coding region runs from base 416 to 3700 and encodes 1094 amino acids. NCBI's taxonomy places the organism in Eukaryota, Metazoa, Arthropoda, Insecta, Ephemeroptera, Baetidae.